Bombus huntii is the source of this 2716-nucleotide messenger RNA. RefSeq lists its product as uncharacterized. The transcript has 3 exons. Lineage: Eukaryota; Metazoa; Arthropoda; Insecta; Hymenoptera; Apidae. The record is from RefSeq and is a predicted model, not a curated record. Bases 15 to 869 code for a protein of 284 amino acids. Gene Ontology annotation, molecular function: N-acetyltransferase activity.
CUGAACGAAAUGAAAUGGCUGCGUCGCUCUUGAAAAUGUAUAGUAGUUCCAUCCGCAAAUGCCUCAGACAUGUUUCGAAAUACUGUCGAAUUGGAAGCAGGAGAGCAACUUUUCAUUGUACGGCAAAAAAUUUGAAAGUAAAAUGCAACGAUAAACCAUUUUUCACAACUCGUUUAGCUCUACCUCCCGAUUACGAGAACGUAGCAGAUUUCAUGUGCGAAGCAUACUACAAACACGAACCGGUAGUCAUCAACAUUGGUCUCGGAGGUACAGAGGCCCCACCUAUUUGGAGACGUAUGAUGCUAGAACAAGUAAAGGCCGGAUACUCGAUCAUCGCUGAGAAUCGAGAGAAUUGUAUAAUUGGCGCUGCCCUAAAUUGUAUAACGGACCAUAACGAACAGAAAAUGUUAUGCAAAUUGGCAAGAUGCUGCGAGGACGGACCUCUUCGCGAUCUUAUCGAAUUUUUCGCUUUCGUACUCGAAGCACCUAAAGUUUGGGAACGUUUUCCCGUAAGACUUAUCUUUGAACAAUGCAGUUUAGCAGUAAGUUGUGAGUAUCAAGGUUUAGGAAUCGCCAAAAGAUUGAUCCAGGAAAGCUGGCACUUGGCACGCGACUGUGGCUACCGAUUGUUCAGACUAGAUUGCAAUAGCAGCUAUUGUGCAAAGAUAGCCCAAGGUUUUGGAUGGCCAAUGAUCUGGGAUAUACCAUUCGAUCAAUAUGUGAAAAACGGUAAAGUCAUCUUCAACCAUGUUAAGGAACCACAUACUACGUGUCGCGUCUUCGUUGAUCGUUUACGAUAUUGUAAAACCUACUGCCUUCCUUAUAAGGAUUGUAAAACAACAACAUCUGCUCCGUUUCCAGAAAAGUAAAAUAAAUGUUCUUACAUUCUUGCGUUUGUCAAUUAUUAAAAUUGUUAAUAUUUAUCGAAGAUGAUAAUCGAUAAUCCUCGGCCUUUUUAUUUCUAAUCCUGCUACGUUCUAUGAAUUAUUUUAGGUUCAAUAACGUUUCUUUCUUGACAAAUCUCUUAAGUUUGCAGAAAGUAUAAAAGACUGAUUGUUUGGGAUACUUGACUUCUCGUCUUCGGAAUUUAUAAAUAUAAUUAGAGGAAAGAUAUUCAUUCUCGCUUUAGUCUCCACGAAUACGCAGAGUUCGACGGCUCCGGUGCUAUAGGUCGUGCGAAAGUUUGCCAAUCGAAGAGAAUAAAGCGGUGGUAACAUUUAAAUGAAAUUCUCGAUAUUUGACUUGUAAGCCCCGUCUCGAUACGAAGCCGGAUUUCGAAGCGCAACUUUUGUGAACGAUGGAAUUACAAAUACCGUACAGAAUCGUAGACAGUUUCCAGUCGAGGCGAAUUCGGUUGCUAAGUUCGAUUCGCGGAAUGAAAGCUCGACAUUGCGGGACGUCAAUUGAACGCGUCUGUCACGACCGCAGGAGAGAAAUAAUAGUCGUCGAACGUGGCGAUUCGUUGUUGUAACGAGGUUCCGCCCGCGGAAUGAAACCGAUCCGCGACACAUAAAUCGCGUUCCGUGUAUUUUUACUGUCGACAGGUUUGAAAGUGGCCGGCAAAUUGCCGACCGAAUUGAUCUAUUGCCGGCUCAGUUGACUCAUUUGUAAAACAAUUUCAGACAGACGCCCGAUCGUCCAUUACCGGCUCAGUUAUUGCCGGAAUUCGGAUGCGGCGUCUGCAAACACUAGCCGCCGCUAUGAUUUAACCAUGCGAUCGUGGUCGUUUUAUGAGAUAGGCAUUCAAUCGAUGGAAAUCGAUUAUGUAGAAUCAUAAAUGAGUUGCGCAAAGUGAAAUCUACGAAGUAUCACGAUCGAUCUAUGAAUACGAUUUAAUCUGUUAACCCGUCUAAUUUAAUUGCUAAUAUUUUCGACAUUAUAAUUUCUUAAUUUAGAAAUCACAGAAAUUUUAUAUGUCAAAUCGUUAGAAUUUUAUCCUUUCAUUUCUGUUAAGAAUAAAUUAUAUGGUAUUUAUAUUUGCAUAGAUCACAAUUGGCCUUAAUUGGGCUCAUUGUCCUGCUUAAUUCCGUGAUGGUGGGAAACUCUUGUUCGCAUAUUUCACGAUACGGUUGUAAAAAUCGGAGAAAAUCAUGUAUUUUGCAAGAGAACGUAAGACAAAUUCUUGAAGAGCUUCGUAAAAUACAAUAAUGUACAAAAAUCAUAGGAAAUCAUGAAUUUCCCUAAGAAACAUACAAAAUUCAUCGAAGUAAAAAUUGAAUUUGGUUGUCUAUUCUUUUGCUCCAGUCCUUUCAUAUCGUUCCACGUAUUCUACAAACUAUAAAUUACAUAUACACGAUUCUUCGAUCUCAUCUAAAAACUAUAAAAUGGUUUUCGUGUUUGAGGAAGAUAUGUUACAUAAAAAAAAUUAUUCACAAUAAACGGAAAGUAUCUUUUGCUACAAGCAAAAAGCAAAGUCCAUGUAACAGGUACAUUUGCUUUCGCAGUCGCUUAUAUACACAAAAAACACGACUUUCCAUAAUAAACAACGGGGAAAUAUCAUGCAGACAUACGAUACGUAUAGUAUUAAGUCCCGCACAAGCAUCCGGUCGGAUGUUAAGCCAAUAUGUAACCGGAAGCUCUGUUUGUCGAGCGGUUUAAACGGAAAGGCGCUUUUGCCCUGGUGCAAAACGAACACAAGAAGAAUUAAACGAAACGUUCUACAAAGGAACACGAGAAAGUACGAACUUAGCGAAGAUAAAGAAGUUUUUCUCAAGUG